Molecule: messenger RNA, 1507 nt
Organism: Sinocyclocheilus grahami
Lineage: Eukaryota; Metazoa; Chordata; Actinopteri; Cypriniformes; Cyprinidae
Gene: ess2
Product: ess-2 splicing factor homolog
Exons: 10
Coding region: 23-1441 (472 amino acids)
Cellular component (GO): catalytic step 2 spliceosome
Source: RefSeq, a predicted model, not a curated record
UUCUCCUGUUAAAAAUAGAAAUAUGACAGAGUCCAAAGAGAAAGCUUUGAGUGUGAAGUCUGAUGUUACUACAGUCGCUGUCAGGAAUGAUGUGGUAGAGGCUAAGAAACCGAUGAGGAAGAUUCUUGAUGAAGAUGAUUAUAUAGAGGGUUUGGAGAAGAUCAUCCAGAGGGACUUUUUCCCAGAUGUCUCCAAACUUCAAGCGCAGAAUGAUUAUCUGGAGGCGGAGGAAAAUGGAGAUAUGGAGCGGAUGAGGGAGAUCGCCAUCAAAUACGGGUCUUUGAUGGCUAAAUACACCCCACGAACCUAUGUGCCCUACACGACUCCCUCAACAUUUGAGACCCCAGAUGGUCGAAGUGCAUCUCCAUCGUGUUCGCAGAGCAAACACAGAGCAGCGAAAGAGGAUGGAAAAGAUGCUGAAAAAACAGAAAAGGAUCUUCCGUCUCUGGACCGUUUUCUUGCUAAAAACACGAGUGAAGACAACGCAUCCUUUGAGCAGAUAAUGGAGCUCGCGGAGGACAAGGACAAGCUGAGGCAUGCGUGGCUCUAUGAGGCAGAAAAUGAAUUCAAAGAGAGGCACGAGCAGAACCUCGCUCUACCGUCCACAGAGAAACAGGCGCUUGAGUGCACCAAGGCAGGAGUGGAAACAUGGCAGUACAAGGCCAAAAAUGCACUCAUGUACUACCCUGAAGGUGAAAAAGAUGACACACUGUUCAAGAAGCCACGGGAGGUCCUGUACAAGAACACUCGGUUUGAUGUUGACCCCUUCUGUAAAGCCCUGAACAAAUCGCAAAUCCAGCAAGCUGCUGCGCUCCAUGCACAGUUUAAACAAGGUAAGGUUGGUCCAGACGGCAAAGAGCUCCUGCCUCACGAAUCCCCCAAAGUGAAUGGUUACGGAUUUGAAGGAGAAGCCUCCCCUGCUCCUGGUGUUGCAGAGUCUCCUCUGAUGACGUGGGGUGAGAUUGAAAGCACUCCGUUUCGCCUGGAUGGCUCGGAUACGCCACUUGUGGAGAGAAGUCACGGUCCAUCGUUCAAGAUUCCAGAGCCUGGGAGAAGAGAGCGGUUGGGACUGAAAAUGGCCAAUGAGGCUGCGGCAAAAAACAGAGCUAAGAAACAGGAGGCACUGCGCAAAGUCACUGAAAACCUCGCAAGCCUCACUCCGAAGGGACUGAGUCCCGCUGCGCUGUCUCCUGCCCUUCAGCGUCUAGUAAACAGAUCAUCCAGCAAAUACACAGAUAAAGCCCUGAGGGCGAGCUACACCCCGUCACCUGCGCACAGGGGCAUGGGCUCUAAGACUCCUCUCGGAGGUCCAGCCACUUCCUCCAUCACACCAACUCCCGGAAAAACCAGAACACCAGCCACACAGGACCCGGCCUCCAUCACAGACAACCUCCUCCAGCUGCCCAAGAGGAGGAAAGCCGCGGAUUACUUCGGAAUCUAAAGACCGAACACAAACUCUAACAUGGGCAGGGUCAAAUAUUUAUUGUUGUUUUUUUGCAUUUUUUUA